Sphenostylis stenocarpa is the source of this 1146-nucleotide messenger RNA. Lineage: Eukaryota; Viridiplantae; Streptophyta; Magnoliopsida; Fabales; Fabaceae. The record is from the annotation of a GenBank genome assembly.
AUGGCGCGAGUGAACCUGGACGGACAAACGAUCCCGAUGCUGGCGAUCUGCAUGAUCGGCGGCGGCGGCUUCAUCGGAUCGCACAUCUGCGAGAAGCUGAUGGCAGAAACCAACCACAAGGCCAUCGUGGUGGACGUCUCCUCGGACAAAAUCAACCACCUCCUCGACAGGUCCCUCCCCUGGGCGCACCGCAUAGAGUUCCACCAACUCAACAUCAAGAGCGAUUCCCGCCUCGAAACCCUCAUCAAAGCCUCUGAUCUCACUAUCAAUCUUGCUGCAAUUUGCACGCCGGCGGAUUACAACACACGUCCUUUGGAUACCAUCUUCAGCAACUUCAUUGAUGCGAUUCCAGUGAUUAAGUAUUGCACUGAGAACAACAAACGUCUGAUCCAUUUCUCUACGUGUGAGGUUUACGGGAAGACUAUAGGUAGCUUUCUCCCAGAGGAAUUUCGAAAGGACCCCAAAUAUUUCAUCCUCAAGGAAGAUGAAAGUCCUUGUAUUUUUGGUCCAAUUGACAAACAGAGAUGGUCUUAUGCUUGUGCAAAGCAAAUGACUGACAGGCUAAUAUACGCUGAGCACGCGGAGAAUGGUCUCAAGUUCACCAUCGUGAGACCUUAUAACUGGAUUGGCCCAAGAAUGGACUUCAUUCCCGGUGUGGAUGGCCCAAGUGACGGGGUCCCCCGAGUCUUAGCUUGCUUCAGUAAUAGUCUCCUGCGUGGCGAGCCUCUCAAACUUGUUGAUGGUGGGAAAUCAAAGAGAACGUUUCUCUACAUCAAGGAUGCAAUUGACGCUGUUGCGUUAAUGAUUGACAACCCUGAGAGAGCAAAUGGGUAUAUAUUUAAUGUGGGAAACCCAGACAACGAAGUAUCUGUGAAAGAACUAGCUGAGCUUAUGAUAAAGGCUUAUGCAAAGGUGUCUGAUGUACCUGCCUCUAGUCUGUCAACUGUAAAUGUGACUUCAGAAGAUUUUUAUGGUAAAGGAUAUGAUGACAGUGAUAGGCGCAUCCCUGACAUGACAAUUAUCACCAGGCAGCUUGCUUGGAAACCAAGGACACCUCUUGAUAAACUGUUGGAUGUUACACUCCAAUAUCAACACCGGACAUAUUCUCGUGCCAUCGAGAGAGAAAUUUCAAAACCGUCAAAUUGA